CUGAGAUUUAGUUGAUGAUAUGUCUGUCGACGGGCUGAAUUUCUGGCCUUGUUAAUCCACGUCAAUGCUUCGGUUAAUUGAUACACCUUGUCUAACGACGCACAUCAUGACCAUUUCCAGUGUUGUGACCUUCACUAACCUUGAAGUUUAGUCGGGCCAGAUUGUAAGAUAAAUCGGAUGUGCGAGAGCGGUGAAUGACUGAGUCAGCUGCUUUACUUGAUUUUCUGUAAUUUCGGUGACGCUGACAAUGUCUAUUUGUGCGAAGAGAUGGAAGACAAAGCGAUUUUUCUGUGGAUUAUGGAUUGUUCAUUUAUUCGUUACUAGAUAAUUAAUUGUCCGAACUCAUGGCCUGGCGGUUUAAAGCAUCGAAGUACAAGAACGCUUUCUUGGCUCCGGCAAAGAAGAAUGAUUGGAUUCAUGAUAUUGAUGUUGGUGAAAUUCGGACAGCAUUGAAUCCAUCCAUCGCAGCCUCGAGCGCAUAUGUAGUAUUUUCUCAGGAAGGAAAAGGAAGUGGCUGCGUUGGGAUUGUUGAUGCCGGUGCUUUUGUUGAUUGUGACCCUCCUCCAUCCGAUCGUCCAACAUUGCCGGGUGCUGUUGAAAUCUUCAAUCCCCACUUACAUCAGCAAGUUACUUGCCUGGACUUCUCUCCAUUUGACGAUGGACUCCUCGCAACGGGAUCGGAAGAUUCCAUGGUGAAGCUGUGGCAUUUGAAGGACGAUCGCGUUACUCCGGAAUGUCUUUUCAUACCUGUUCCGGAGACUAAAGUGGAAGCUGUGAAAUUCAACUCUGCUUGUGAUUUCCUUUUAACUGCGUCUGCGGGUGAUUCCAUCCAGAUAAUCGACUUGGUCCAUCAGAAGCAGAUUCAAGACAUCAACGGGGAAUUCUGUGGCCCAGUUAAUUCUAUGGAUUGGAAUGUUACGGGGUCGGAAUUAGCCCUGAUCGAUCAGCAAUGCCGUAUCAUUGUUACUGAUCCUCGGAGAAAAGCUAAAGGAUCAACGCAUAUCAUUGAUACUUCACUCGUUCCUAAUAAAGAAGCGCAUAUCGUUUGGCUGGCAGAUGCAAAACUUCUCGUGACCGGUUUUGACAAAAGCCGCCAACGUGUAGCAAGUGUUCAUGACCUCAAGAAUCCUUCUUCAGCAGUGGGUUCGACUGAUUUCGGAACAGGCAUUGGGUCUUUGGUUCCCUUGUAUGAUUCCGACACAGAGAUGCUCUUCCUUUCUGCCCGUGGAGAAACUGGUAUAUCCUUCGCGGAAAUUGCUUCCAACGUACCUACAGUGAGAUUGAAAGCCAUGUCCGAUUUUGGGACGAAAGCGGCUUGUCUCGCCCCGAAACGAUCUCUUAGUGUGAUGACGGGCGAGGUCAACCGUUUAUAUCAGUUGUCCUCAAAGGCGUUGAUACCUCUGAAUUUCAUCGUGCCUCGCAAGUCGUACCGAGACUUCCAUGCGGAUCUGUUCCCACCAACAAGAGCUGUUGAUUCUGCCCUAGUUCCUGACUUAUGGCUGCAGGGUAAAAACAUUCCAACUUUGAAGAUUUCACUGGAUCCAGCGCAAGUGAAACCGGAAGAAAUUAAGUACAUCAAAUUGCCUUUGAACCAAAGAAAAGCCGAAGCUGAAGAUAAAACGAACAUCUUUUUGAAAUCCGAAUCUGAAGAACUCCUCAAGGAUAAAAUCAAGACAAGUCCAGCGGGAAAGAAAAAUUCAUCGAACGAAUCCGAAGUGCCUGUGCAAGUGCGCACGCAUGCACUUACGCGUAAUGACGAGGUGCGGAGAAGUGCCAGAGAGAUCCGUGAUCAGUUCGAGACUCGCACCGGGGUUCAGCCUGAAUCGAACCCGUCAACUGUGCCGGGCAAGUUGCCUUCGAGUGUGUUCGGUACGAGGCCUGUUAGCAUGGAGGAACCGCGGUUGAAAGACUCGGUAAGGAAUGGUGCCGAAACGAAGCCGAUUUUCUCGAAAAGUGUGUCAGUGCGUGAAGCAGGGCAUUCUGAAGAAAGCGUUCAAGAUGCGCUGGACAAACCUGGCGAAUUUCAACGCCAAGUUUCAAACAGGAAAAGUAAAACAUUCGGUCGUGUCGCAAAAUUCCGUCACAUGAAAGGAACCGUUCCGCCGAGAGCUCAACUGUACGAUAACUUGCGUGACUUAAACCCAUCGCUUCCCACUGAAUGUGAUGGAAUUCGAGGGAAUGAAGAGCGGUUUGCAGUGACCUUACGAGGCCCGAGUGGAAAAAUUUUAGUAUGGUCAGCAGCAAAUACUGGAAGACUUCCGGACACCAUCGCUCUGCUUUCCCUUAUCAACUCUAAUAGUAUUGUAGACUUCGCGUGGGACCCGUUUGAUGCGCGUCGUCUUGCCUGUGCUACUGAUGAUUGUACUAUCAACAUUUGGGACGUGGUCGCGGCGGAAAAGGAGGACAAGAGGGAUCAGCCAAUGGAUCGUCUUCGCCGCCCUCAUGGAGUUCCCGAGAAAAUUACUCUUAUCAAGUGGCAUCCUACGGCCAAAAAUAUUCUCGGCGUGGCACACGCGAAUGGAAGCAUCGAUUUAUGGGAAGUUGCCACUCCGGCGAAGCUUGUGUUACAAUUUCAAGUUGCUUCAUCCGGUAUUUGGAGCAUGGAAUGGAGCCCUGAUGGCAGACAUCUUGCCGUUUCCAGUCGGGAUGGGAAAAUACGGAUAGUUGAUGGAAGAAAUGGGGAUAUUCUUGCGGAAGGAGAAGGUUUUAGCAAAGGACGAGGCGCUAGAGUUUUAUGGGUGCUGGGUGGAGCAUUUUUACUGCUUUCUGGAUUCGAGUCCGGCUCUUCGCGAGUUGUCAAGAUUUUUGACGUGAACAAUUUGCAAAAUGGUCCGCUGAAACAGCUCGAAAUGGACGUUAGUCCAUCACUCGUCAUUCCGCUGUAUGACGAAGACUCUUCAACAAUUUUUCUGUAUGCCAAAGGGGAUACUACGAUACACACUUAUGAGGUGAUCAACGAAGAUCCCUAUCUGUAUCCCUUGUCACCGCAUCGCUCAUCGACACCUCAUCAUGGACUCACUCUCCUUCCAAAAAGGGUCGUUGAUGUGAAAAAAGUAGAAUUCGCACGAGCUUUGAGGUUAACGGACACAACCAUCGAGCCAAUAUUCUUUUGCGUCCCUCGCGUCAAAAGUGAAUAUUUCCAAGAUGAUUUGUUCCCACCGACUCGACAACUUUGGCUGCCGGCUGUGAAUGCGAGUGAUUGGGUUGACGGGAAGGACGGCGAGCAACCGGUUGUUAUGAAUGCCAACGCCGCUGGAGACCAUGUUCGCAAUCAACCUGCGCGAAGUGUGUCUAAGGAAUCUGAGUUGAAUCCGACCGACAAAGAAAAACAGAAAAACGUUGAGAAAUCCCUCAUCAGUACGGUCGCGGUGAACAUGAGGCUCGAGCAGGACGAAAUGGAAGGUGUUGACCCGAAGGAAUGGGAAUAACGUGAUAAAGCUCAACGUUUCCGUGUUUGGCGUUGAAUAGCGGCCGGGGAAGACUAUUUUGCUUACGUUUUUUCUAAUAUUCGCGGUACACCAAAAUAUCGUUUAUAAUGCCUCUAGC
Molecule: messenger RNA, 3546 nt
Organism: Notodromas monacha
Lineage: Eukaryota; Metazoa; Arthropoda; Ostracoda; Podocopida; Cyprididae
Source: the annotation of a GenBank genome assembly